CUGCCCCCUGCCCCGCACGCACUCGGCUCGGCUCGGCUGCGGGCGCCCGCUGCGAUGGCAGAGCCCUCGCUGCCCCUCGCCUUCCUCUGCCUCCUGGCCCUGGCCUCCGCCUGCUACAUCCAGAACUGCCCCCGGGGCGGCAAGCGGGCCCUGGCCGCCCCGCGACAGUGCCUGCCGUGCGGCCCCGGGAACGGAGGCAACUGCUUCGGGCCCAGCAUCUGCUGCGGCGCCGAGCUGGGCUGCUACGUGGGCACAGCGGAGACGCGGCGCUGCGCCGAGGAGAGCUACCUGCCGGCGCCGUGCCGGGCGGGCGGGCGGCCCUGCGGCGCCGGCGGCCGCUGCGCCGCCCCCGGCGUCUGCUGCAGCCACGAGACCUGCAGCCUGGAGGCGACGUGCCUGGAGGAGGCGGGCGAGCGGCGCCGGGCGCCCCAGAACCUCACGGCGCUGGACGCCUCGGCCGGCGACUUCCUCCUCAAGCUGGUGCACUUGGCCGGCCGGCAGCGGGGCGACGCGGCGCCGCUGUGAGCCGCCCCCCGGUCCCCGGCC
Rhea pennata is the source of this 546-nucleotide messenger RNA. RefSeq names its product vasotocin-neurophysin VT-like. Gene Ontology annotation, cellular component: extracellular region; secretory granule. The coding region runs from base 55 to 525 and encodes 156 amino acids. NCBI's taxonomy places the organism in Eukaryota, Metazoa, Chordata, Aves, Rheiformes, Rheidae. Gene Ontology annotation, molecular function: neurohypophyseal hormone activity. The record is from RefSeq and is a predicted model, not a curated record. The transcript is spliced from 3 exons.